This is a messenger RNA of Octopus sinensis (East Asian common octopus), 3721 nucleotides long. Its product is annotated as muscleblind-like protein 1. Gene Ontology annotation, molecular function: metal ion binding. The transcript has 14 exons. Bases 1419 to 2669 code for a protein of 416 amino acids. The record is from RefSeq and is a predicted model, not a curated record. Lineage: Eukaryota; Metazoa; Mollusca; Cephalopoda; Octopoda; Octopodidae.
UCUGCGUUAAAUUAUAAGGUGUAAACCAGCCAGCAUCACGUAGAGCUAAACCGCCAACAUCACCAUCAGUAUUAUCAACAUUAUUAUUAUUAUUUUUAUUAUCAUUAUCGUUAUCACCGUCGCUGUGGUCGCCGCCGCCGCCACCGUCGUCAUCGUCAUCGUCAUCAUCUUUAUUGCCGGUAAACAAGCAGUAUCUGUCUGUAAUAGUACCACUGACAAAUAUCACGGCGACCGAGAGCUGCACGGCACUUUAAAAGCAAUGCGAAUUAUCUAAGUGUUCACUCGAGAGAACAAGGCUUUUUUUUACCAUGGCUAGAGAGAAAAUAUGUUAUGAGGGAUAUUUGCUGCACUUUCUAGCAUGUUGAUUGAUCGAGCGUGGAGAUGUUACCCUAUUCAGGUUCAACCAUAAUUUGUUCAGGAAAAAACACUGCUGGAUGCCAUAAAUUGGUGUGAAAUUGGAUAUUUUCAAAUAUUUUUACCAUUUUUUGUAAAAAAAAAAAACCCAAAAACCCCACAAAUUUCUCCUUUCCACAAAAAGCAACAAAAACAAAAGCCAAUGCCAAACAUCAUUCAAAGUGAAUAAGAAAAAGAAACAGUGUUAUUUUUUUUUUUUUUACUAAACGAAAAUAAUUUUUAAUUAAAUAUUUAAAAGUAAAUAUUAAAAAAGAAAAAAAAAACAACACGAAACGAAAUUAAUAUAUAUAUAUAUAUACAUAUAUAUAUUUAUAUAUAUAUAUACAUAUGUAUAUAUAUAUAUACAUAUAUAUAUAUGUAUAUAUAUAUAUUUUAGAAAAUAUAUUAUAUAAUAUACCUGCCCUCCCCUCUACCAAAACGUCACCCCUCACCCCCAAUGUGCAGUUGCUGUGAGAUUUUUAUAUAUAUAUAUAUAUGAAGAAAAAUAUCUCCCCUCCCCCAAACAGACUCUUUAAUCCAUUGUUGGCAGCCGUUUUAUUAUCACAGCCCAUACAUGCAUAUACAUAAACACAUACACCCAAGCAUACACAUGCACACAUCCUCCUCCGUGUCAACAACACACCCCCUAUUUCUCUGCUGAUCUUAUACUUCUCUGAAAGCACAAUCAAAAAAAAAAAGAAAGGAAAAAUUCAAAGAAUAUUCCAUUUGCUGGAAAUCUCGGAUCGUAAUUCCAUUUACAGUCGACUUUAACAUAUUUUCUUUGUGUCUGUGUGUCCAUCGUUUUAUUCUUUGUAUUAUAUUUUUAUUUGAAAAAUUUUUAAACCGACAGUCCAAAUAUUUUUUUUUAAAACCUACCACAUUCUUCCUGUCUGUCUCUUUCUAUCUCUUUUUUGUCCGUUUACCGUUCUUUCAUCCGAAUAUACGACAAACCCCCUUUUUCCCCUUGCGCGCACACCCUGAAGUCUUUCAAAACUUCUUUCUGUGAAGAAGAUUACCCAUUUGUUAUGGCCAUGGUUAACCCUAUGCUUAAUCUUGCUAACGUCAAAGACUCGCGAUGGCUGACACUGGAAGUUUGCCGCGAGUUCCAAAGAAACAAAUGUACACGCUCUGAAACAGAAUGCAAAUUUGCUCAUCCGCCCUCUCACGUAGAAGUACAAAAUGGACGCGUGACAGCUUGCUUUGAUUCGAUAAAAGGCAAAUGUCAGAGGAAAGAUCCUCCUUGCAAGUAUCUUCAUCCACCUCAACAUCUGAGGGAACAGUUACUUCAAAAUGGUCGAAACAACUUAAUUAUUAAAAACCUCCAGUUGCAGGCUGCACAGGCUGCUGCAGCUGGGCUACAACCACUGGUGCCUGGAAUGAUUCCAACAGUCGUUAUGACCCAGGCAAGUUUGAAUUAUGGAAAGAUGUAUGAGGCCAGCGGUAAGGCAGUGGCGUACCCCACCGUAAUCCCCGGACAAUUCCCUGUUUUGGCCCCUCCAUACAUAAGCACAGUCCCGACAUCUGCUGUGUUCAACCCUUACUUGAAUGCAGCAAUACCAACCGUUCCAGUGGCCGGCACUGGAAGCGAAGCAACAGUUGUCUCCACUCAAGUUCCAGGGGUGUUGCCUACAGGAAUUCCUGGAACAGCACAACAGAAAGUUACGAGGGCUGACAGAUUAGAGGUAUGUCGUGAAUUUCAAAGAUGUACUUGCACGCGACAACCUAAUGAUUGUCGCUAUGCACACCCACCUGAAAAUGUAACAGUCGACCCUUCCGACAACAUGGUAACAGUUUGUAUGGAUUACAUGAAGGGAAAGUGUACACGGGACACAUGCAAAUAUUUUCACCCUCCACAUCACCUGCAGGCACAGAUUAAAGCUGUGCAACAAAGGGCUAAUGCUGUAGCUGUGCCGACUCGAGCUCUGGGUGGUAUUACCGGUGCACCUUAUGCUAAACGUGUGGCAGUGGCAGAUAGUAAAAGUGGCGUCCCAGUCUAUCAACCUGGCAAUGUGGCCUACCAGCAGGCACUUGCAAUGCAACUUCAACAGCCAUACUUACCAGUAACAUAUUCAUCCACAAAGCUGAAUGAAAUUCAACCGUAUUUUACUUAUUCUUCAACCAAGCUGAAUGAACCUUAUUUCACUUGUGUAACUAGCAACUUGGAGUACAGUGCUGGACUCCCGCACCUCACUCAUGUCCCUCCAUCACAUCUGCCCAGCUGGCUCAUUGUCCAAACCGAUGGUUGCCUACAACAGCCUAGCAGUACCCAGUCAUGAGGCAGGCAGACAGGCAGGCAGACGGGCAGACAGGCACGCAGGCACACAGGCAGGCAGACAGACAAGGCAAUCAGACUGACAGACAGAACCCCCUCACCCAACACCGCAAUGUUGCUGGACACCCUCCCACUGUGCCGCGAUUUUAAGUCUAGCCAGUGUAACAGGCCACAAUGUAAGUUUGUGCAUCUAAUGGAGGAUUAUGUUGAAGUGACGGAGGGCAAGGUGACUGUGUGCCGUGAUUCAGUUAAGGGGAAGUGCCGAAGACACCUGUGCAAAUACUAUCACAUCCCUGUUAUAUUAUCAGCCCUUGCUGCUCCCAACUUGACCACUUGAGAAGCAGCAGCAGCAGCCGACCUACUACUACUACUACUACAGCAACUUUCUACUACUUCUAUUACAACUACAUCUACAACCACUAUUACAACUACAACUACUACUACUACUACUCUUACUGUUAUUACUUCGGUGGACAGUGUUGUUGUUAUUGUCGUCUUUGUUUUAUUGCAUCACUACAAGAUUAUUAUUAUUAUUAUUAUUACUAUUAUUAUUAUAAUUUUUAGUGGGGAGCCUACACUGAUCAUUCUAGACUCUCUUACUUUCUCAUUCUCUAUCUUUCUAUCUGUCUAUCUAUCUAAGUAUCUAUCAAUUUAUCUAUCUACAUGUCUGUCUAUGUGAAAUGGGGAUUAAGAAAAAAAAAAAGAAAAAAAGAAAUAGGCUCAAUCAAUGUAGCAGUACUAAUAGUUGCAGUAGUAGCAGUAAUAGAAGUUAGUAGUAGUAGUAGUAGUAGUAAUAGUAGUACUAAUAAUAGUCUUACAUGACUGACAGGGUGGGGCGGGUGGGAUGAGUACUACAACAUAGCCUACUACUACUACUACUACUGCUACUACAGCAACUACUAUUACUACUACUACUACUACUACUACAAGAACAACAACGGCAACAAUUCGUAUUAAUGAUGAUGAUAAUGAUAUCUUUUUAUCCGGCCAAUCAUUUAAAGGAACUGAUAGAAGAUGAUGAAAAAAGAAGAUGAAGUAAAAAAGAAAGAAAAAAAA